Trametes versicolor FP-101664 SS1 is the source of this 942-nucleotide messenger RNA. RefSeq lists its product as uncharacterized. The transcript has 2 exons. NCBI's taxonomy places the organism in Eukaryota, Fungi, Basidiomycota, Agaricomycetes, Polyporales, Polyporaceae. The record is from RefSeq and is a predicted model, not a curated record. The coding region runs from base 1 to 942 and encodes 313 amino acids.
AUGGACGCAGACGACCAUACCGAGUGCUGCCACACCAUCGCCACUCUUCCUACCCCGGGCCACGCUCAGUGCGCGCACUGUGGCAAGCGCGAGCGACAGCUUCCGGCGGACACUAAGCUGAAAAGGUGCAUGGGAUGCUCGGCGGUCAGGUACUGUAGCAGAGAGUGCCAGAAGGCUGCGUGGCCAGAACACAGGCGCACCUGCGGCUCCACAGGGGACCUUCAAGUUGUGACCCGUGCGGGGCAUGUUGCCUCCCUUGCUCAGGCUCAGGCCGUGAACAACUGGGUGACUUACGUGCACGAGUACGGGCUAGAAACACUGGCCAAUGCCGCCGUACUCGCCAACGGCGGUAUCGCCGCCAACCUUGGGUCUCCUCGGGUCUUACGCUUGACGUUGGCGCAUGGCGAGGACUCGGGCGACGGAGGAAACCCCGCCUCGGCCUUCCGUCUCGUCGACGUUUCCAUCGAGCACAAGGACGACGUGCCCGCGAUCACAAACUGGGAGCUGGUCCAAGCGAACUGCCGCAAGAGAAGACGGUACCUCCGACAGAGACUCCCGGACGUCACCGUCCUCGGCUGCAUCCCCGCCGUCUGUAUCCUCGCGGGCACGACCAUCGCGACGAUCUACACUUUCCCCAUCUACGGGCUUCGGAGCCGGCACAUGAAGGCGAUGCCUGAGUGCAUCCGCGCGGUCUGCGAGGACGUCAUGGCGAUGUGCAUCGAGACGGUGAACAUGGGCCUCGUCCUGCGCCCGUCUCCGUGCGAGCGGUGCGUGAAGUGCGGGACGCAGGAUGGCCCGCCCCGGGGCAGGCUCGUCAAGCUGGAAGAGGGCGGGUGGGACUGGGAGGCUGUGGAUGACUGGGAGUGGGUGCCGGCCGAGGACUUCAAGUCUCGUUCCGGCCUUGACCCUGCGAAGACUUGGAACCUGUAUCAUGCUAUUUGA